AUGAGAGAAGGGACCCAAACGCGAACACCGCCUUCUAAUCCACCACCGUAUGAAGAAGGACCUAUAGAAAUCGAUGGUAAUCAACCAUCAGUGAAUCCGAAUGGUCUGGAUGAGUUGGUGCUGGAGAAUUCUCCCGAGAAGAGAAACAUCCCUUAUAGGCCUGACAAGCAUCUUCAAAAACAGAUCAAUAGAUUAAUGCUGCCUACGCCUUUGAUGACUUCCCCUUCAGGUACCAGAACAGAGUAUUUCGACCUUCUUCCUUCUUUUCAGCUUUAUCAAUCUAUCCUCAAAAGAAACGACUUUGAGUUUGAUGAAAAUGCCUUGGGUAAUCCUCCUGUCUAUGGGGAAAUUGAUAGUAGGGAUGGGCAAUUCCGGACUAGCAUUACUACAGACAAUCGGUCGAACAACUUUCAAAACUUUGGCGAGCUUGACGAUGAGAACUCUAAUCAAGCGAGCUACCUAUUUUCAGAAGUUGAAGCAAAUGAUGGCUAUCAAGUCGACAAUUCUAGGGAUUCAUCGAACGUGUCCGAGACCCACGACAGGGACGGGGUAUUAUCUCAUGAGAGCUACGGAUGCUCCGUUCUCGAUAAUAUCGACAAGCUCCCUGUUGCCAGGAGCUCCCCCUUAUCUGUUCAAAUAUUUGUUACGAAAGAUGUUCCUGUCCCAAAUAAAGCGAAUGAGCUAGAAAAUAAAUUAAAGGAAUACUCUUGUGGAGAUAUAGUCAAUGGCUACAUUAUUAUUGCUAAUACAUCUAAUAGAGAUGUUGAUUUUGGGUUAUUCACAGUAAGCCUCGAAGGGGCAGUGAAGGCUAUAUCCUUGCCAUCUAAGCAAGAUGCCUUGCUGGAGAAGUACUCCGCAAAGAUCAUGCUUAAAAAGUUUCUUAAGAUGUAUGAUCUUAAUGCAAGUUAUAAUUAUGGCGUUAUACCAAGCUCUGCUGGUAUACAAUACGAUCCUGACACCCGCGAUCACCAUGAUGGCUGUAUUCUUGGUCUACCCGAUAAUCGCAUACUCAAAGCGGGAGAACGCUACAAAAAGUUUAUUACGUUCAAAUUUCCCGAAAUGCUUUUAGACAGCGCGUGUCCGCAUGAUGUCAUGAGACAUACAAUGCCUCCCCCCUCGUUUGGUAUCGAGAAUCGAUUUCACGCUGGACAAACCAUAGAGGUGAAUAAGGCCCUAGGAUAUGGAACCGUUAAUAAUAGAGGCUCUCCGAUACGCUUACGCGAUUUCUCCUUCGACAACCUAAGUGUUAGCUACGCUAUUGAGGCUAAAUUCAUUGAUAAACAGCAUGCAAAGACCCAGGAUUGUCCAAUCGAUGCAAACGAGAUAAACAACCCUGAUCCUUCCAAUGAAUCAAAAUACGUUAUCUCUAAAAAAACCGAAUUUUUUUUGAGAUUCAUCCCAAAUGUUAAGUCGCAAAUUGAGACUUAUAGUCGGGCUUAUAGGAAUUUUCGAGAGGACACUUUUGAUGAAUUAGGAAUCGAUGGAAUGUUCCAUAGUCAAUUAGCAAGUACGCUCACCUGGAAGAAGAUAAAUGCAAUGCGGCGCUGUAUUGAGGAGGAGAUUCGCUCUAGCGUUAAUCAAAAUGAGGCCAAGCGAGACGACGUCAAAAGGAAGAAUAUUCUUUUCAAUAACAAGCCGUUGAAUAGGGGUGGGAUGAAGGAAGAUGUCCCACUGUCAGUGCCGUCCUCCAAUAGCAAUACAAUCAUAUCUUCCCCUACGACUAUUUAUUUGAAGAGACGAAAGCGCCUUUUAAAUUCUUCCGUCAAGAUUGGCAGUCUGAGGAUGGCUGUUACGAUUCCUAACAAGCUCAUUCCGUACGCAUCACCUCGGCUACUCCAAAAAUAUAACAAAGGUUCAUCACAGACUAGUAACGAUGUUGGCCAGACCCUAUGCGAUAUUUCAACGGGCGGUGUUUCACUCCAACCCGUGAGCAGUAAUAUGGAAGAACUAUACAACCGUGAUGAUGAGAUUCUCAUAAAAUCUGUCAAAGCAAAAAUUUACUUUGAAAGCUACGAAAAAUCUAUGAAGCCUCCCCAGUUGGGUCUGAUAGACUUUAACAUUAUUGCUUGGACAUAUCGCACAGAAUACCCUAUCCCUUUGACGUUAGAGCACGAUCUUUUCUAUACAGAUCCUGGAUCGAACGACAUAUCAUUUGAUGGAAUAGAUGAUGCCAAUACCCAUGAAAACUUGAGAUUGCUUAAAGAGAGCAUAAAUGAUAAAAUUGACUACUUGCGGAGCACUGGUACCUUCGUUUCGCAGGGUACUUUCUCCUAUUUAAAGGGAUUAAGUAAGUUGGGAGUCAAGAAAGACACCAUCCAACAUUUUUUUACGCCAAUUGUCUCAGCAUCAAAACCCGAACUCUUCAAUUGCACCUGGAAAGCUCGCGAGCUAAUCAAUGGAAACAUCGAGUGGUCUUGCGAGCUUGACAUCCCCCUUCAAAUUGCGAAUAAGAACAACUACACACUUAUUCCAAGCUUCCAAAAUUGUCUAGUGGGCCGCUUGUACGCCCUUCAAAUGGUGGUUAAGUACAAGGGCGGCGAUGAAGGAAGCAAUCAGCUUAAAAUUGACAUACCUGUUUUGGUAGGGUGA
Molecule: messenger RNA, 2589 nt
Organism: Candidozyma haemuli
Lineage: Eukaryota; Fungi; Ascomycota; Pichiomycetes; Serinales; Metschnikowiaceae
Product: ubiquitin-ubiquitin ligase
Exons: 1
Coding region: 1-2589 (862 amino acids)
Biological process (GO): protein polyubiquitination; protein monoubiquitination
Cellular component (GO): ubiquitin ligase complex
Molecular function (GO): ubiquitin-ubiquitin ligase activity
Source: RefSeq, a predicted model, not a curated record